UUUUUUUCGUUAAUGUAUCAUAAAGUUCAUUAAAUGUCACGAUGGCUAACAAAUCCGCUGAAAGUUUGAAAGUUUGGUCUGGGUGUGGAAAUCCAAAGCAGAGAAAUCAAGAUGGCUAACAAAUCCGCUGGCGUUCAUCCAUGGUUUCCUUCUCUCUUUAACUUAUUUAACUCCGCGACUUACUUUUCAUGGUCUACUAUAAAUUAAUUUUAUUUUCAACCACUCAUUCGAUAUCUUUGAUUUCAGUUAUCAGCGCCAGGAUGGUAAGUUUCUCUCCUCUGUGUUUCAUUCUUUCAAUCUUUUAUUUUGGUUCCUUUUAUUCUUUUCUUCAGAUCUGUUCGUUUUUUUGUUAGGAGUCCAUUAAAUGUUUUUUUAUUCAAAUUUGUACUUCGAUCAUGACUUAAGGUUUUGUGUCUCCAUGAAUUGUUCAGCUUCUGUUUUUGCUUUUGUUUUGCAUCUUUUUCAUCCUUCUCAAAUCUUAUUCUUCAUUCCAAGGCAUACAAAUUUUCCUCUCCGUUUCAUGCUAUUUCCUGUGCCGUAAUAGAUUUCAUUCGUCUUUUCUGUGACUACUUAGGGUGUUUGGUUCUCAUACUCGCCAGAAAUAUUUUUUCUUCAAAUGUGAAUUCAGAUUGAGAAGGCAUCCCAGUUGAUAUUCACAAUUAACAGUGUUGUAUAUAAUAUUUGGACAGCUGUUCGAAUGGUGAUCCCAAUCUUUGGUUAAUUGGUUUAACACAACAUUUUGUGGAGUCUCAAGUAUAGUUCAGAAAUUGGAUAUUGGGAACAUCAAUUAAGUUGCAUAACAUCAUGUCUGUUCUAACAAAAUUCCGAUGCAUCACACUUGAUGUCACUGGCACACUGAUAGCUUACAAGGGAGAACUAGGCGACUACUAUUGCAUGGCAGCCAAAGCCGUUGGGCUUCCGUGUCCUGACUAUAAAAGAGUGCAUGAGGGCUUUAAACAUGGAUACACUGAUAUGGCUAGAAAACAUCCCUGUUUUGGGUUUGCAGAAAAGAUGCCUAACAUUCUCUGGUGGAAGACUUGUGUUCGAGAUUCAUUUGUGAAGGCAGGAUAUUAUUAUGAUGAGGAGACAUUUGAAAAGAUCUUUAAACGCAUAUAUGCAACCUUUGGUUCUGCUGCACCUUACACUAUAUUCCCGGAUUCUCAACCAUUCCUUAGGUGGCUUCGUUCUACUGGUGUCACAGUUGGGCUUGUUAGCAAUGCUGAAUAUCGGUAUCGGGAUGUAAUCCUUCCAGCCCUAGGCUUGAAUCAGGGAUCUGAGUGGGAUUUUGGAGUAUUCUCUGGCCUAGAAGGUGUAGAAAAACCAGAUCCAAAGAUAUAUAAGAUUGCAUUGGAGAGAGCUGGAAAUGUUGCUCCAGAAGAAGUUCUUCACAUAGGAGACAGCAUCAGGAAAGAUAUUAUCCCUGCAAGGAGUGUGGGGAUGAAUACAAUAUUACUUGACCGGUUCAAGACAUCUGAUGCUGAAAAUUGGAGGAAAUCUGGAGAGACUGUGCUACCCGACCUUAACGCAGUAAAAGAUUGGCUCACUUCUCACAGUGAUUCCAUUCCUAAGUAAGUAGCUGGUUGUCGACACAAGUGCUCUAAAUUAUUAUAUACUUUCUCUUCAUUUUAAUGCAUUCAUGUGGAGAAGAGGAAUCAUGUAGAUCGGUGGAAUCUCUGUUGUAUUUGACUAUUUGCGUGAUGCAAAGAAAAUGAAUUUGACAUUUAAUGAAUUUUGUUCAGAUACAUGUACAUGUUGCCAUUAUUUCGCUUGAUAGUGUUUCUUCUGGG
This is a messenger RNA of Cuscuta epithymum, 1787 nucleotides long. The record is from the annotation of a GenBank genome assembly. Lineage: Eukaryota; Viridiplantae; Streptophyta; Magnoliopsida; Solanales; Convolvulaceae.